Messenger RNA from Serinus canaria (Common canary), 2496 nucleotides. It is a transcript of the gene ALG1, whose product is annotated as ALG1 chitobiosyldiphosphodolichol beta-mannosyltransferase. The coding region runs from base 1512 to 2414 and encodes 300 amino acids. The record is from RefSeq and is a predicted model, not a curated record. Gene Ontology annotation, molecular function: mannosyltransferase activity. Gene Ontology annotation, cellular component: endoplasmic reticulum. NCBI's taxonomy places the organism in Eukaryota, Metazoa, Chordata, Aves, Passeriformes, Fringillidae. The transcript is spliced from 12 exons.
UCGGGCGGCGCGGGCCGGGUGUGCGUGGCCGUGCUGGGGGACCUGGGCCGCAGCCCGCGGAUGCAGUACCACGCGUUGGCGCUGGCCCGGCACGGGCGCGAGGUCGCUCUGCUGGGCUACCUCCGUGAGUGAGGGGCGGCCGGGGCGCGGGGCCGGGCGGGGCGGCCGCGCCGCUGACCGCGCUCUCCCCCCGCAGAGAGCCGGCCGCACCGGGACGUGCUGCGCUGCCAGAACAUCCGGCUGGUGCCCGUGGCGGAGCUGAGCGGGCUGCGAGGAGCCGCUGGAGUUAAACACCUGCCAGUACAUUGGUGCUGUUCACUGCACAGUGAAAUAGAGGCAGAAUGAAAAUAAUUUCCCUUUCUCCCCCACCUUGUGUUUAGCCCUGAUGCCCAGAGCAGCCGUGGCUGCCCCUGGAUCCCUGGCAGUGCUCAAGGCCAGGACACUGGGGCUUGGAGCAGUCUGGGGCAGUGGAAGGUGUCCCUGGACAUGGCAGGGGGUGGAAUGAGAUGAGCCUUAAGGUCCCUUCCAACCCAAACCAUUCAAUGAGUGUAGGAUUUCUUUCCAUACAAAAUACAGAAUGAGUAUUUGUAGGAACCACGAGAUGUUUACGUGGCUUUAUAGUGAUCAUAAAAUAAAAUCACAAAGGUUGGAAAAGCCCUCUAAGAACAUUGAGUUCAACCAUUCCGCCAGCACUGCCAAGGCCACCACUAAAACAUGUCCCCAGAUGCCACAUACACUUUUAAAUCCCCCAAGGCAUGGGGACCCCCUCACUGCCCUGUGCAGCUUUGCCACUGCCUGACCACCCCUUCCAUGAAGAAAUGUUUCCAAUAUCCAACCUAAACCUCCCCUGGCACAGCUUGAAGCCGCUUCCUCUCCUGCUGUCCGUGUUCCCUGGGAGCAGAGCCUGACCCCCCCCCAGCUGUCCCCUCCUGUCAGGUGUUGUGCAGAGCCACAAGGGCCCCCCUGAGCCUCCUUUUCUCCAGGCUGAGCCCCUGCCCAGCUCCCUCAGCCCCUCCUGGUGCUCCAGCCCCUUCCCAGCUCUGUUCCCUUCCCUGGACCCCCUCCAGCCCCUCAGUGUGUGCCUUGGAGUGAUCCAGCCUGUCCAGAUCCCUCUGCAGAGCCUUCCCACCCUCAAGUGGUGCCAUCUCCAAACUUGCUGAGGGUGCACCAAUCACUUACCCAGCUCGUUGGUAAAGUGUGUCCAUUUUCAUGUUCUGACCCUGUCUCUGCAGAGCUGGCUGGGUCUGAUGUUCACAUUUCUGCAGGGAUAGCUGUAAUACCAGUACCUGUCUUUCUGUCACUUUGCAGUGGGGCCAAAGCUCUUGCAGUAUGUGCUAAAGGUGCUUGUGCAGUCAGUGCAGUUACUGUACACAUUGCUGAGGAUAGAUCAGCCAUCCUACAUUCUCCUUCAGAAUCCCCCAGGCCUACCCAGUAUAGCUGUUGCCUGGGUGGCAGGGCUGUGCUGGGGGAGCAAACUCAUCAUUGAUUGGCACAACUAUGGGUACACCAUCAUGAGCCUGAGUCACGGGAGGAGCCACCCACUGGUCCUGGUUGCAAAAUGGUAUGAAAAGCUUUUUGGGCGCUUGUCUGACUAUAACCUGUGUGUCACUGAUGCCAUGAAGAAAGAUCUCUGGGUGAAUUUCAAGAUAAAGGCUGUAACAUUGUAUGACAGACCAGCAUCUUAUUUUAAGGAAACACCACUAGACCUCCAACACAACUUGUUCAUGAAACUUGCCAAGGACUACGAGCCCUUCAGACCACGAGCUGUCAGCCCCGGUGCCGAGAGCUCGGCCUUCACCCGGAGGGACGGCAGCAGCGGCAGCGUGCUGAAGGCCAGGGACCGGCCAGCCCUUCUCAUCAGCAGCACCAGCUGGACAGAGGAUGAAGAUUUCUCAGUCCUUUUAAGAGCUUUAGAAGAUUAUGAGAGGUUUAUCGAGGAGGGAGCUGAGCUUCCAGCUUUAGUGUGUGUGAUAACAGGUAAAGGACCUCUAAAAGAUUAUUACAAUGGACUGAUCCAAAAGCUGCACUUUAAGCAUAUCCAGAUCUGUACACCAUGGCUGGAGGCUGAGGAUUACCCUCUUCUGCUUGGCUCAGCAGACCUGGGGGUGUGUCUCCAUAAAUCCUCCAGUGGUUUGGAUUUGCCCAUGAAGGUGGUGGAUAUGUUUGGCUGCUGUUUACCUGUGUGUGCAAUACAUUUUGAAUGUUUACAUGAGCUGGUGAAGCACAAUGAGAACGGGCUGAUAUUCAGGGACUCGCAGGAACUUGCAAAACAGCUGAAGAUGCUUUUCUUGGAUUUCCCAAGCCUGGAAGGGAAACUUGCCAGCUUCCGAGAGAACCUGCGAGUGUCCCGGCAGCUGCGCUGGGACCAGAGCUGGGACCGGACUGUUCUUCCCUUGCUGGGCAACAGGGAAUGACUGGGGGAAGGAGGGUGUCAGACACAUUCCUGCAGCUGCAGGGAUUUGGGAAACAGUCAAUAAAGAUUUUGUAUUGUCUGCA